AUGAAGAUCACAGGCUCCAAGCAGAGGGAGGGUCAGGCAGAUGGGAAUCUGGACAGAGCCAACGAAGUGCAUACAUUCUCCAAUUGGUUUAGUUUAGGAUCAAGCUUGGCAUCCUUCUCUCCUGACCACAGUUUAAGCAACAUCUCACCUUCUGUUGACCAAAAACUGUUGAAGGUCUAUGUAGAGCAGCUCUGUUGGAUUCGGUACUACAUCUUCAACCAUAGCUUGACCCAGGAGACAGUUCCAGUGAUGUGGAAGACCUUCUGCCUUUUUCCAUAUGCUGUGGCCACUUUGGGAAUCUUGCGGAGAAAUGGCGCCACCAGUGGUUUGUGGAUCCAUGGAGCCGCCAGCUGGUUCACUGUGAGCUCACAGGUUGCCGCUCCCCUCUCUGACGUCAUCAAAGAAGAGCCGCCGCAAGCAGAUGGUACAUCCCAGUCUAUCCUGCUCUCUUCUUGUUCCCCUCCCUCCUGCUCUCAGUGUCCUCCAUCUCUCUGCUGUCGCUCAUUUUCCUAUACUAAGGACAUCUUCACUUCCAAAGCUGUUCCUUCUCCUCCGUCCAAUUAUUCAGAUAAUUUCUACCCAACUGUUUGUAAGCAACACCUUCUAAAGACUAUUUCUGACCAGACCACACCUGUGUUCCUGAAUACAUGGAGGCCAAAGCCAAGGCUGGGGCUUCAGCGCCCAAGGCCACAUCCAAAGCAGAGAAGAAGGAGCCAGCACCACCGCGCAAGGCGGACCCGGCCCCUGCGGCCCCUGAGCCCGAGAAUCAACCUCCAUCCCAGGAUGGGGCAGCAGAUGCUGAGUCAGCAGCAGCAGCAGCAGCAGGUGACAAGGCCUCUGGUAGAGACUCUCUGGAACACCUGAAACCCUUUCUUAUUGGUGGUGCCGUUAUCGCUGCCGGAGCUAUUUUGCUGGGAGCACUGCUGCUGGCAAGGAGAAAUUAAAACCAAUCUAAAAUAAGAAUAUUGUUGACUGGUUCACAGACUUUUUUUGGUUUGAUCAGCAAUGGGGAGACACAGCAGUCUGUGCUUUUUUUUAUCUUUUGUUGUCCUGUUCAGAUUUUUCUUUUGGCCUGCUUUAAUGUGUAAUGCAUCAACCUAUGUAAUGUUUGAUCAAGGCUUUAUAUGGAACAUAAUUAUAAUAGAUGUACGCAUGAAGUUGCUACAAUACUGCAUAUCAAAUGUAUUUAGAACAUUAAAAAAUGCACAGCAUAGCAUAACCUCCAGAAUCAUCUAAAUGUAAUUUAAUCUAAUACUUUUUGCAGCUUGUACAAAAAAUGGGCAUAGAGUUUCAUUGUUUAUUAAUUCUUAGUUUAUUUUGCUUAAAAGUCCUGAAAAAAUGUAUUCUCUGUAUCAAUUAUGUCCCAGGACCCUGAGUUUUAAGUUUUUAUUUCCUUAUUGGAGUAAAUGAGUUAGUGGAAGGAGGAUAAAGCUUUUUAAUGUGAGUGAGCUGCAUAUUUUGGCCAAGGAAACGCCUUAGUGUUUCAGAAUAAAGAAGAAUAGGCAUGGGUCUGUGAUCUAACGAAGAGUGACCUUUGAUGAGCGAUUAUGGGUUUGGAAACAGAAGACUACUGCAUAAAGACUUAAAACAAGCAAAAUGCAUUUAACAGCAGUAUGUGGGAGGCAAAAUAAUACGAGAUAAAGACAUUAUUCGGUUUUAAUUAAAAUCAAACCCAUAUAUUUUGGCUAAUUCACUUUUGGAAUUCAUGAUCUUAAUGGGCUGGGAUUUUUUUUAAUUCCAAGCUAGCAAACAUUAGAACAUACCAGCAUGACACGGAUGAAAAAAGGAAAUACAAAGGGUUUUGGAUCUUGUCAAAUAAUCUAAAAAAAUCUAUAACCUUUCACAUGUGUCAACACAAACAGUUCUGAUAUUUACCUCUGUUUACAUCGAACUUCUGACACUAUAUUACAUAAGGGUUACAAUGGGCCAAAAGGCUACUGUCAAAAUAUCAGAGUUGUUUUUAUUUUUCCUCUGCUCUUCUCACGUUCUCGGAUGCACAAACAACAUUAAUGAUAUAAAAACAUUAUAUAUUUACAGGAGCAUGAAAGCAAUGUGUAUAUUUGCUGUCAUUCAUUUAAAAGGGGGGAGGAAAAAAACGUACAUUUUUUACUGCUUAAACUCAUAUGUACAGCUGUUCACAGAAAUUUCUGCUUGCAUCGUAUAACUCAUCUAGUUGACUCUGACCUGUAGGUAGAAGGUUAGUUCUUACACACACACUUUUAGUGUUUAGUUAAAACAAAUAUUAAACUGUUUAGACCAAAAAGUUAUCUAUACACAUUCAACACUCGCCACAACUUCCCUACUACGAUCAAAAAAAUAGUGUGCCGAAAAAAAACCAAAAAAAACAAAAAACAAAUGACACUUUACAUUGUAUAAUACAGUGUAUUUAAAAAAAAAACUAGAAAAGAAUAUUCCUAUUUUCAUAAUUUCAAAAGCGUAUAAAUGCAAUAAUUCAGGUAGGAGUCCUCAUUUAGCAUAUGUGCUGUAGCAUAUAAAAUUACAUAGAUGAUGUAAUAAUGUAUGAUGUUACUGAUGGCUAUAAUAGUGAUGAUAUUUAUCAAGGUGACUGUGAUGAUGAUAAUGAUGGAUAUGAUCUAUAUAUUUUUUAUAUUUUUAGACAUAUCUUCCUUAUGCACACUCCCCUCUGCUUUUAACCAUCGAAGUGUAAAAGAAAAGACUUCUAAAACCAACAUUAUUAAAGACAGUGAACCAGA
Cyprinodon tularosa is the source of this 2714-nucleotide messenger RNA. RefSeq lists its product as uncharacterized. Bases 1 to 864 code for a protein of 287 amino acids. The transcript is spliced from 4 exons. NCBI's taxonomy places the organism in Eukaryota, Metazoa, Chordata, Actinopteri, Cyprinodontiformes, Cyprinodontidae. The record is from RefSeq and is a predicted model, not a curated record.